CCUUUUUAAGUCAUUCGAGCUGACUUAAAAUGUGUACUUCUGAUGGCGUAAAAAAUUACAAAGUAGAUAAUCGUAUUGCCACCGCGUAUGUUGAUCAAUUUGACGUUUUCGACUUGCAUAAUUUAACGCGAUCCAUUAAUAAACGAGUUUGAAUUAAAUAUUUGCCGGCGACGUGCGAGUACUUUUCACGGUGUUGAUUUUUCAAACGUUAUUUUAAAAUGAUUUUAGUUUAAUUCAAGGUUAUAAAGUUUAACAUUACGUUUACCCACCUAGGUACUGUCUGUGGUAAAGCAACUCAAACUACGCAAGUUGAAAUGAAUUGGCUGGCUGCGGUUUAAGAAAAUGAUGUGAAAAAAAUGGAAGAAAAUUACGAAGAACUUGAAGAGAUCAAACAAUUCAUUAAAGGAGAAGAAGCAGCUGUCGAGUUGUUCAAAAAAAUAAACGAAUGUAGACGUUUAAAUAUAACCCAACAUCUUCGUUUCAAUGCUACAGAAUUAUAUUGCCCUUUAGUAUUCGAUGGCUGGUUGUGCUGGAAUGCCACUCCUGCUGGCACCAGAGUCUAUAACCCGUGUCCUGGUUUUAUUACCGGAUUCGAUCCUCAAAAAACUGCUUUCAAAGAUUGUGAUGUCAAUGGUACCUGGUUCCUACAUCCAGAUACUGGUAAACCGUGGUCUAAUUACAGUACGUGUAUAGAUUUUGCCGAUUUAGAAUGGAGAAAAACCAUCAAUUGGGUGUAUAUGUCUGGAUAUUCAUUAUCGUUAGUUGCAUUGCUCCUGUCUAUCUUCAUUUUAGCGUAUUUCAGAGCGCUCCAUUGUACUAGGAAUAUUUUACAUAUUAAUUUAUUUGCAUCGUUUUCGAUCAACAAUUUGCUGUGGUUAAUUUGGUAUUUAUCCGUUGUUCCUUUUCCUGAUGUUAUUACAGAUAAUGGAGUAUGGUGCCAAUCUUUAUUCAUUGUGACUCACUACUUUAUGUUGACCAAUUACUUUUGGAUGCUUUGCGAAGGCUUUUACCUUCACUCUUUGCUAGCUUUUGCAUUUAUAAUGGAAGAACAAUUAUUGAAAUACGUUUACGUAAUCGGAUGGGCUGUUCCAUUCAUUGUGAUCGCUAGCUAUGCAACAUUGAGGAUAUUCAAUGGUGAUAAUAGAGACUGUUGGAUCCACGAAAGCUCGUACUCGCACACACUUAUAAUUCCAGUGGUCAUAUCAUUAUGCAUAAAUUUAGUCUUCCUCGUCAGCAUACUGAGAGUUUUGUUACUCAAGAUAAAAACCAAUACGAGUCAAGGACAGAAUAGAAAUGAACUAAUAAAAGUAUUUAGAGCGGCGUUUGUUCUUGUACCGUUAUUAGGGUUGCAUUACAUGAUAAUACUUUUCCGUCCGGAGAAUGAUCCAUUUUGGGAACGAAGCCAUGAAAUAUUAUCGGCAGUUAGUGCUUCGUAUCAAGGAUUGUGCGUAGCUUGUUUGUUCUGCUUUCUGAAUAAUGAGGUUCACGUACAAAUCAAACGAAAAUGGUAUCAGUUUCGUGACAUACCAAGUAAUCAAGUCUUUUCAACAGUAACAGGCUCGACGUACGCUCUAGAAAGACGAGCAACUCGAUCGUCACAAACUGCAAUGAUACCACAAACGAACGAGGUAUCGCCUAUGUUAGGGGAAGAAAAAACAUCACCUUUCAAGAGUGAUGAAAGAAAUAAUCACAUCAGGUUGAUUGAUCCAUCGGUGAAUGGCAUAAAAAAUGUAGUCAUUCGCAAUAAAAAAUCAGUUUCGUUGGUAACUGACCAAAAUUAUAAGAACAAGAAUUUUUCCAACGAGGAUCUCACGAUGCUACCGAUGAAAAAACCUCUAAUUGGUAGUAAUGAGAAGUUGUAUCGAGAAAGUGAUUCUCAAAUCGCCGAAGAUUACGUGUGAUAAAAUCACCGGUGUAAAUUUUGUAAAAAAAAUUGUAUGUAAAAUGCUGUUCAAUUAUUUCAAAUUAAAAAAUAAAAUAAAAAAAAAACAAACCAAAACGCAUGUUCGAAUGUUUUUACUCGCAAUAAUUUGUAUACUGAUGUUUUGUUUAAUCCUAAUGUUCUUAUAUUUCUUUGUAUUAAUUACGUGUUGUUGAUUGUGUUUUUAUUUACAAAGUAUUCCUCGGUGGUCAUUUUUUUUUUUUUUGAAAUACAUAAUUAUCGCUGUUAUUUGUUGACUGACCUGACAAAACGAUUAAAAAGUGUAAUUUAUA
Molecule: messenger RNA, 2214 nt
Organism: Planococcus citri (citrus mealybug)
Lineage: Eukaryota; Metazoa; Arthropoda; Insecta; Hemiptera; Pseudococcidae
Product: calcitonin gene-related peptide type 1 receptor-like
Exons: 12
Coding region: 357-1901 (514 amino acids)
Biological process (GO): cell surface receptor signaling pathway; adenylate cyclase-modulating G protein-coupled receptor signaling pathway
Cellular component (GO): plasma membrane
Molecular function (GO): G protein-coupled peptide receptor activity
Source: RefSeq, a predicted model, not a curated record